AAAUUUGUGAACCUCUCGCUGCCGAUAGAGACCCAAGUUCUGCUGUUCCUCCGAUCUUCGUACACUGCUGGUCCAGUACUCAAUGUGUUGCUGCUGCCUGGCAACGUCCCUUUAAAUGAGGUCAAAGAGCAAUACGAAGACGCCGAGCACAUCCCCAUCCCUUCCUACUGUGAUGUCAGAUCUGGUCAGAGUUACAGUGUCCACUGUGAGCCUGGUGUCCACAGGAUCCAGCCUGAAAGAGCUCCAUUUCACUUAAGGUAUGGACCAAAUUACCAUCCAACGUUUCAAGUUCUCCUGGAGACGAUCCCAGAGGACGUGACUUUAAUAUUCCAGGACAGCGAGAGGACAGAAGUCCUGAAGUGUGACGUGCGUCUGAGAGGUCCAGAUGGUCCAGAUCCACGGAGGAAUGUCCCAGCAGAGGACACAUUCUCCACAGAGAACAGUUAUCCCCCAGAAGACAUGCUGUUGCUGGUUCGGGCCCAGUUGGUGACUCGAGUGUCUGAUCCAGUUCUGAACCAGCUUCUGGAUCACCUCCUUCAGCGAGGUGUUCUAACUGACGGUGAAAUGGACUCAGCCAGACCACGAGGCCGAGCAGACAAAGCCCGAGACGUGGUGGACACGGUGAGAAGAAAAGGACGUGAGGCCAGCUCGGUUCUGGUCUCUGCUCUCUGUGAGGUGGACCCGGUCCUCUCCAGAGAGCUGGGAUUAAUGUGAAGUACCAGACUGUGGAGAGCUGUGAUGAACGUCUACAAUAAGGGACUGGUCCA
Etheostoma spectabile (orangethroat darter) is the source of this 767-nucleotide messenger RNA. RefSeq lists its product as uncharacterized. Lineage: Eukaryota; Metazoa; Chordata; Actinopteri; Perciformes; Percidae. The annotation marks the transcript as partial. The transcript has 4 exons. Gene Ontology annotation, biological process: regulation of apoptotic process. The record is from RefSeq and is a predicted model, not a curated record.